Messenger RNA from Microplitis demolitor, 1454 nucleotides. Its product is annotated as putative gustatory receptor 22c. The record is from RefSeq and is a predicted model, not a curated record. The coding region runs from base 180 to 1454 and encodes 424 amino acids. Gene Ontology annotation, cellular component: neuronal cell body; axon; membrane. The transcript has 4 exons. Lineage: Eukaryota; Metazoa; Arthropoda; Insecta; Hymenoptera; Braconidae. Gene Ontology annotation, biological process: sensory perception of taste.
CGUAAUACUAAACGAGUGAAACACGUAACAAUAAAAGUAAUGGCCAAUUAAUUAUUAAUUAAUUAAUUAAUUAGAAAUAACCGUUAAUUUUUUGUCCUCUAUGCCAGUUAGAAAAAUUUUUCACACCUGCCACCAUUCCAUUUUGCGUUCAUUCAGACUCCAAAUCUGAAAAAAAAAAAAUGGAAUCAACGGAAGAUUUGAUAAAAGUUGUGAUCGAUAAAAACAGUAAAAUAAAUACAGAAACAAUCAAGAAAUUAUUAAAACCCAUGACUUUGAUUUCAUGGAUUCUUUCUGCCGGAAUAUGUCACCCGGAUUGUUCCAAAAUAACAACAAUAAUAAUACGCAUUAUAAAUUUGAUAAUUUGUACCACAAUAGUUGCUUACGGCGCACUAGAUUUUUUUUUCUUUGAAAAUGUAUUUAAAAGUGAUACAUUCAAAAUAAUGUAUUACACAAAUAAAGUAACAUGUUAUGUGUCAUCAUACUGGUGCGUAAUACAAGGAAUCGUGCAGCACAAAAAAUGGCCGGUGUUGGUUCACAAAAUGAUGACGAUUGACAAAAAAAUGAGCAGGCAUGCUUUCAUGGAAUGCAAUAAUCGUUUGAUAAAUAAAUUCCAGAUAUUUUCAGUGAUCAUAACCGUAAUAAUGGGGCCAUUUUCACUUAUUUGUCAUGUGGUUUAUUACUACAACAUUCGGCCCGAAGAUCUUUUUGCGUCUGAUCUAUUACUCUAUCAUACAAUCGCCCAAUCAUUAUCGAUGAAUCUGUAUUUUGAUAUUAUAGUUUUGUUUAUUUAUUCAAGAUUGAAGGGGCUCAAUAGUGGAAUUAAGAAAUUUCAUGGCUGCAGUUCAGGGACUGUUGUAUUGGAAAUACGACGAAUUAGAGAAAUUUAUGGUGGUAUUUGCAAUCUUGUGAGAUACGUUAACAACAUUUAUGGUGUUCACUUACUCCUAAGUACCUUAAACUCAUUCACAAUGGUUGUGGCGACGUUAUUCAGAAUAUACAUGGGCGUCGUUGAAGACAAAAAUAUAUUCAUUCUUAUUAACAAUUUAAUAUGGAUUAUUUAUACAAUACAGGUGACAUUAAACUGUUUUGUUUGCACAUUUUUUUGGCUUAUCUAUUUAGUUAUUUACUUAAUCAUUAAUAAAGUAGUUUUAGUAAUUUUUUAUAAAUUUAGACGGCUGUCAAAGUGUCCAAGACCCUAUGAGCUAUAUUCGGUAGACUUAAAUCGCUCAUGUGAUCCGGAAAUUUAUUUACAACGAGAAAUAAAUAAUUUUUCAUCCCAACUUCAUCACUCGACAAUGAGUUUUAAUGCAUGUGGAUUUUUUUUAAUAGACAAUAAACUGUUACGAAGCUUUAUCGGAGUCAUUACAACUUAUUUGAUUAUUCUUGUACAAUUUUAUGUACCAGAAGGAAAAAAUAUCAACAAACUUCACACUAAUGCGACAAAUGUAUCGUAA